This is a messenger RNA of Cladophialophora psammophila CBS 110553, 1947 nucleotides long. RefSeq lists its product as uncharacterized. Gene Ontology annotation, molecular function: zinc ion binding; DNA binding. Lineage: Eukaryota; Fungi; Ascomycota; Eurotiomycetes; Chaetothyriales; Herpotrichiellaceae. The transcript has a single exon. The record is from RefSeq and is a predicted model, not a curated record. Bases 1 to 1947 code for a protein of 648 amino acids. Gene Ontology annotation, biological process: DNA-templated transcription.
AUGCAGCGUCCUGGCAAGAGGAGUCUGCCCCAGGCCAACAUUUAUACAUUCAAACUUGGCGCGCCUGUUACCUGCGACCCAACUAAUCAUGAAACUGUCUCUGCUGAAGCAACCGCCGGUGGGCAAGUCCCGCCAGGGCGUGUUCUCAACGAUGCUACACCGGUGGAAUGGCGCAGGGGUGGCGAAAUUGCAGAUAUAUCUCUGUCGCUAGACCAACCUGAACUUCCGAGCUACAUCGCACGUCUUCCUGGUGGGCUUGACCGCGAUGUCCUGCAGCUGCUACUGCGCAGGGGAGCCCUUACCAUUCCCAGCAAAACGAUGAUUGAUGAGCUGCUGAGAGUAUUUAUCUGCUACGUAUAUCCUUUACUACCAGCUCUGGAUCUGGGCAGUUUCCUCGGCGCAAUAGACGGUACAAACAGCGACAGCAUCAGUCUGGUGCUGUUUCAAGCUGUGAUGUUUGCAGGAGUCACCUUUGCAGAUCUGCCUCAUUUGCAACAUGAGGGUUUUCAAAGUUAUAACGACGCCCGGAAAAUCUUCUUCAACCGGGUAAAGCUCCUGUAUGAAAUGGAUGUCGAAUCAAACCCUACGACGCUGAUCCAGGUACUGCUUUUUAUGACUUACUGGUACGGUCAGCAGAAUGAUACAAAGGGCCGAUUUUACUGGCUGCGAACUGCUUUCUCUUUGGCCACUGAUAUUGGCUUGGAUAGGCAACACCAGUUUUCAAAUCAGCCGGACCGGCAGCGAAUGAGGCGAAAGUUAUGGUAUUGCUGUCUAAUCAGAGACAAACUUCUAUCCAUAACGGAACGGCGGCAAACUGCUCACAGUUGCGGCGGUGGGAACCCCGAGAUCGUCGAUCCAGAUGACUUCGAUGAUGCGGCUUUCACUCAGGCAUUGAAUAAGUACUAUAUGCUUGGCUGCGGGAUUGAGGCAACAAGCAUGGGUCGAUUAUGCGCACAGAAGGUCAAGUUGUGCCUUAUCAUUGGACGUAUUCUCGAUUCGCAAUACGAAUUGAGCGGCGUACGAUUCGUCGAUUCAAGCGACCCGUUCAUGGUCCUGAUACCGAAAAUGAAAGUCCUCAGCACCGAAGCAGCUGCUCGGGACCAAGAGCUUCGCGAAUGGUCUGCGGAGACGGCUUCUAUAAGAGAGGCAGCCUUGGGACAGGAUCAUCGCCGCAAUGGGAGAGUGCUAGGCUUACAUUCUGCAACCCUCGAACUGCUAUAUUUGACUGCGCUUUGCGCCGUCCACCGCCCGGUGCUCCUCCAUGAACAACCAAAAGGCUCUGCUGCUGAAGCUUUAAAAAGCUUCUCCCGAUACUCUCUUCGAUCUUCUGCGCGACGAAUCUCGGAAAUAACCAGACAUCUAGAGGAGAGCCAUCUCAUACAAUUUCUGCCACCGCUGGCGGUGGGAGCCUUUAUCUUGGCAUCUAUCCAACACCUCAAAGAUGCUCUAUCUGCAGAGGCAGAGCUUCGAGGCACUGGAAACUUGUAUCUCAGGCAAACUCUCCAAGCAUUCGCAGCAUUAAGGCCAAAGUACAACUCCGCAGAUUGUGCAAUCGCUUUCAUAGAGCGUGUCAGAAGCGGCAAACUCCCCUAUCGGACUUUCGAGUGGGAGGAUCGAGCUAAUUCCCAGACGCCCCAUGAUGAACAUACGAUGAUCCGCGCAGAUGAGGAGCCGGAUACCACCAUCAUCGCACAGAUACACAUAGACAGCAAUCCUUCGCCGUUUGUUACACAGAACCCCAAUGUGAGGUUGCAAAAGGACGUCAGGUAUCAUCCCUCCGAUAUGUCUGGCAGCUCGUUCGGAAACGACGAGGACUUCAAUAUUCCCUACUUUCGAUCAUCCAAUCUCGAGGCCAUUUCCGACUUGCUACUGUCGGCCCCGUUUGAUGCUAACAAUAUCGACUGGGCACAGAUGCACUGGCAUUAUGUCGAUAAUAUAGAGACUUGA